Messenger RNA from Pseudoliparis swirei, 3830 nucleotides. RefSeq names its product DEAD (Asp-Glu-Ala-Asp) box polypeptide 46 (gene ddx46). The transcript has 23 exons. The coding region runs from base 136 to 3474 and encodes 1112 amino acids. Gene Ontology annotation, molecular function: RNA helicase activity; ATP binding; nucleic acid binding. Lineage: Eukaryota; Metazoa; Chordata; Actinopteri; Perciformes; Liparidae. Gene Ontology annotation, biological process: mRNA splicing, via spliceosome. Gene Ontology annotation, cellular component: nucleus. The record is from RefSeq and is a predicted model, not a curated record.
UUCGUGAACUUAAAGCUGUCGCAGUUUUCUAACGUGCGGGUUCACAGACACAAACAACCGUCCUACACUCGUUGUUACCCGUGGACUCUUUAUUUUGUUUUUAUUACCACAAGACAUAAACCUCGUUGCACAGCGAUGGGACGCGAGUCGAGACACUACAGGAAGCGCUCGGCUUCUCGGGGCCGCUCGGGCAGCCGCUCGAAGAGUCGCUCCCCGGACAAACGCUCCAAGAAGGACGAUCGAGACCGGAACCGGAGGGAGCGCUCGCGCAGCCGGGACCGCCGCAGGUCCCGGUCCAGAGACAAAAAACGCGUCAGGCGCUCCAGGAGCCGAGAGAGGAGGAGGUCCAGGAGCCGAGAGAGGAGGAGGUCCGGCAGCAGGACCCGAGCUCGGCGGUCCCGUUCUGGAAGCCCCAGCAAGAGCAGGAGGCCCGAUGAAAAGUCGAGGAGCAAGGAGAAAGACAGCGUCGAUCCUUUAUCCGAAAAGAAAAAGAUCAAAGAGGAGAAGGAGGACGAGAAGGUUGAGGACCAAGACUUUGACCAGAACAAGCUGGAGGAGGAGAUGAGGAAGAGGAAGGAGCGCGUGGAGAAGUGGAGGGAGGAGCAGAGGAAGAAGGCCAUCGAGAACAUCGGAGAGAUCAAGAGGGAACUGGAGGACAUGAAGCAGGGCAAGAAGUGGAGCCUGGAGGAUGACGAGGACGAUGACGAGGACAACUCGGCCCCGAUGGAGGGAGACGACGACGACGACGACGAAGACGGGGAGGAGAAGGGCGAGAGCGAAGAGAAGGGCGAGAGCGAAGAGAAGGGCGAGAGCGAAGAGAAGGGCGAGAGCGAAGAGAAGGCGGUAAAGGAGGAGAAGAAAGAAGAAGAAGCGAAGGAAGGAGGAGAGAAUGAGGAGGAGGAAAAGGAAAAGGAGGCGAAGAAGAUUAAGAAGGAGAAAGAGGAGAAGGAGAAAGAGAAGGAGAGCGAGACCCCGAUGGAGCAGCAGCCCGAGGAGGAGGAGGACGACGUGGACCCUCUGGACGCCUACAUGGAGGAGGUGAAGCAGGAGGUGAAGAAGUUCAACAUGGGAGCCAUGAAGGGAAACGACAAGAGAGGAGCGAUAAUGAUGGGAACCAAGGUGAUGACGGUCGUCAAAACCAAGAAAGGACCAAACACUCACAAGAAGAAGGGCGAGCUGAUGGAGAACGACCAGGACGCCAUGGAGUACUCGUCUGAGGAGGAGGAGGUGGACCUCCAGACGGCGCUGACGGGCUUCCAGACCAAACAGAGGAAGGUUCUGGAGCCCGUGGACCACAAGAAGAUCCAGUAUGAGACGUACCGCCGAAACUUCUACGUGGAGGUGCCCGAGCUCGCCCGGAUGAGCCCGGAAGACGUGUACGCGUACCGGCUGGAGCUCGAAGGCAUCGCCGUCAAAGGGAAGGGCUGCCCCAAACCCAUCAAGACCUGGGUGCAGUGCGGCGUGUCCAUGAAGAUCCUCAGCGCCAUGAAGAGGCACGGCUACGACAAGCCCACCCCCAUCCAGGCCCAGGCCAUCCCGGCCAUCAUGUCGGGCCGAGACCUCAUCGGCAUCGCCAAGACCGGCAGCGGCAAGACCAUCGCCUUCCUGCUGCCCAUGUUCCGACACAUCAUGGACCAGAACCCGCUGGAGGAGUCCGAGGGGCCGAUCGCCGUCAUCAUGACUCCCACCAGAGAGCUGGCGCUGCAGAUCACCAAGGAGUGCAAGAAGUUCUCCAAGGCGCUGGGACUCCGGGUGGUGUGUGUGUACGGAGGCACGGGCAUCAGCGAACAGAUUGCUGAGCUGAAGAGAGGAGCCGAGAUCAUCGUGUGCACGCCCGGAAGAAUGAUCGACAUGCUGGGGGCCAACAGCGGUCGCGUCACCAACCUGCGCAGAGCCACCUACGUGGUGCUGGAUGAGGCCGACCGGAUGUUCGACAUGGGCUUCGAGCCUCAGGUGAUGCGCAUCGUGGACAACGUGCGCCCGGACCGCCAGACGGUGAUGUUCUCGGCCACCUUCCCCAGAGCCAUGGAGGCGCUGGCCCGCAGGAUCCUGGCCAAGCCCCUGGAGGUGCAGGUGGGGGGCCGCAGUGUGGUCUGCUCCGACGUGCAGCAGCACGUGCUGGUGAUCGAAGAGGACAAGAAGUUCCUGAAGCUGCUGGAGAUCCUGGGCCACUACCAGGAGAAGGGCUCGGUCAUCAUCUUUGUGGACAAGCAGGAGCACGCGGACAACCUGCUGAAGGACCUGAUGAAGGCCUCCUACCCCUGCAUGUCGCUUCACGGAGGAAUCGACCAGUACGACCGAGACAGCGUCAUCAACGACUUUAAGAACGGCGCGUGCCGCCUGAUGGUGGCUACGUCCGUGGCCGCCCGCGGGCUGGACGUCAAGCAGCUGAUCCUGGUGGUCAACUACAACUGCCCCAACCACUACGAGGACUACGUGCACCGGGCCGGCCGCACGGGCCGGGCGGGCAACAAGGGCUUCGCCUACACCUUCAUCACGGACGACCAGGUCCGCUACGCCGGUGACAUCAUCAAAGCUCUGGAGCUGUCCUGCUCCCCGGUGCCGCCCGAGCUGGAGAAGCUGUGGGCCACCUUCAAGGACCAGCAGAAAGCGGAGGGGAAGGUCAUUAAAAGCAGCAGCGGCUUCUCUGGAAAAGGCUUCAAGUUCGACGAGACGGAACACGCGAUGGCCAACGAGAGGAAGAAGCUGCAGAAAGCGGCUCUGGGGCUGCAGGACUCUGACGACGAGGACGGAGCGCUGGACAUCGAGGAGCAGAUCGAGAGCAUGUUCAACUCCAAGAAGCGCGUGAAGGACCUGUCCGCUCCCGGCUCGGGCGGCGGCUCGAGCCAAUCGGGGUCCUCGUCGUCCUUCUCCGGAGGGAUGUCCAGCAGCGGGCCGCCGUCCGCCGGGAACAUCCAGAAGCUGGAGAUGGCCAAGAGGCUGGCGCUCAAGAUCAACGCCCUGAAGAACCUGGGCGCCGAGGCUCAGGACGUGAUGCAGCAGGCCACCAACGCCAUCCUGCGCGGCGGCACCAUCAUGACGCCCUCGGUGUCGGCGAAGACCAUCGCGGAGCAGCUGGCGGAGAAGAUCAACGCCAAGCUGAACUACACGCCGGUGGAGAAGCUGGAGGAGGAGCGGCAGGCGGCCGAGCAGGCCGAGACCGUCAAGAGAUACGAGGAGGAGCUGGAGAUCAACGACUUCCCGCAGACGGCCAGGUGGAAGGUGACGUCUAAAGAAGCUCUGCAGAGGAUCGGCGAAUACUCCGAGGCCGCCAUCACCAUCAGAGGAACCUACUUUCCUCCAGGCAAAGAGCCCAAAGAGGGCGAGCGCAAGAUCUACCUGGCCAUCGAAAGCGCAAAUGAACUGGCCGUGCAGAAAGCCAAGACGGAGAUCACGCGGUUAAUCAAGGAGGAGCUCAUCAGAUUACAAAAUUCCUACCAGCCGACCAGCAAAGGCCGGUACAAGGUGCUGUAGAGGCGGAGCAGCGGCCAUCUCUCCAGCGCCAUCAAAGUGGUUGAGGAAUAUUUUAGUCUAUAUUUUUAAUAAUGUUCCAUUCAAUUACCUCAGUUUUGUUUAUAUUUGUCCCCCUUUUAGUUUCCUUUGUGCUUCUCUUGAGUUUAAACAGACUAUAAAUACCAAACUGUCUGAUGCAGCUGUGACCGGCGGGGUCACUGGACCAUCUCUCAUCUGCAUAUGUAUUUUUUUUUUUUUUCAUCCUUUUCAUUCUGGGUCACAUGUCACGCACGACCACAUAGUCUUUAUGAAGAAGUAGUCCGAUGGAAGAUGUUUUUACUUUUCCGCACAAUAAAACUGUUGCUAAAUAAAUAAAA